Molecule: messenger RNA, 1197 nt
Organism: Drosophila biarmipes
Lineage: Eukaryota; Metazoa; Arthropoda; Insecta; Diptera; Drosophilidae
Gene: G6P
Product: glucose-6-phosphatase 2
Exons: 5
Coding region: 63-1124 (353 amino acids)
Biological process (GO): glucose 6-phosphate metabolic process; gluconeogenesis
Cellular component (GO): membrane
Molecular function (GO): glucose-6-phosphatase activity
Source: RefSeq, a predicted model, not a curated record
UAAAUAUUUCACAUUGAAAGUAAGCCGUCAACAAUAUCACAACAAUUGUUACAAUAUAAAAAAUGGAAGCAAUGAAGCCUAUUAAGCAGUUGGCACUGGAAACCUACAACGUAACGCUCAAUCGUGAGCUGUUCAUCAACGAAUGGGCUCAAGAACGCUUGAGUUUUGGGGAACCCCUGUGGUAUUUUCUCAGCCAACGUCUGGAGCCUAACAAUAUCUUUAACAUCUUUAUCCCGCUGAGCGGCAUCUUCAGUCAGGAACUUCUCUUACAUCUACUGUCGGCUCUUACCCUGGUCAGCACACUGAACUCCUUUGAAAAGUGGAUCUAUCCUGAGAUACGUCCCCUUUGGUUUCUGCGCGAACAGUUUGCCAAUAACAAAUUGCCCGUUAAGCCGGCCGUGGCUCUGGAGAGCCAUCAACUUAGCUGCGAAACGAGUGGAGGACUGCCCUGUGCCCAUUCGAUGACCUUCACCGUGUUCGUCCUCAUCCUGGCCACCCACAUCUUCGUCCGCCUCUGGGAUCGCUUCAUAUUCUGGCGUUCGCCCUGGUACCGCUGCGUCAUGUAUCCACUGGUUAUAGGCUUGGUGGUCUGCAUGUGGCUCAGUCGUCUCUACCUGGCCACCGAGUUUCUGCACCAGUGCAUCUUGGGUAGCUACUUCGGGAUCAGGGCUCUCAACGCCUUCGAGGCAAACCUUAAGUACCUAUUCUCCCGACAACGUGGCUAUGCGGCUGCUUCGGUUUGCUUUUUGGGAGCUCUGGCAGGAUCGAUGUAUUUUAUAAAGCUGCACCUGGAUAUUGAUCCGCAUUGGUCUGUGCGUCAGGCCUUCAAAUGGUGCCCGGAGCCCACGUAUAUGCGCCACGAAGCUAGCCCCGUUUUUGCCCUGGUCAGAGAUCUGGGUAAUCUUAUGGGUCUGGCCCUGGCAUCGCCCCUAUUUAAUCUCGAAGUCAAGGAAGCCACAUUUUGGCGACGUUGCCGAGUCCUGGGAACUUUGGAGUUCGUCAACUACGGAUUGCGCGUAGCCACGGUAAAGCAGUAUGGCCGAUUUGCUUUCUUGAGCUAUGAGUUCUCAAGAAAUGCCUUUCACUCUCUGGCACUGGUGAAGUUCGUCCCAAAUUUUUACUAGAGUAAAACCCAUUUUGAAAUUUUGUACAGAUAAACACAUAAGGCAGUUUAAUAAAUCAGACUAUAAAUUAGAA